Messenger RNA from Sorghum bicolor (sorghum), 2346 nucleotides. Its product is annotated as cytokinin dehydrogenase 8. Bases 254 to 2011 code for a protein of 585 amino acids. Gene Ontology annotation, biological process: cytokinin metabolic process. Gene Ontology annotation, molecular function: FAD binding; cytokinin dehydrogenase activity. NCBI's taxonomy places the organism in Eukaryota, Viridiplantae, Streptophyta, Magnoliopsida, Poales, Poaceae. The record is from RefSeq and is a predicted model, not a curated record. The transcript has 4 exons.
CGUCACCCCUCUUAUCUCCGGCCCCUCUCCCUCUCGUUGCUUCUCUCCCUUCCCGUUCCAUUCCAUCCGUCCACAGUUCUUGUGGGAACCCAGGGAUCGAUCGAUCUCGACGGGGACGUCUCGACCUUAUUCUUCCGAUCCGUCUUGGCCCUGACGAGCACUGGCAAGCGCGCGAGCGGCAACCCAAAUGCACAUGCUACCCCUGCUGUGAGCUCGCUCUCCAAGCUGCUAGCUACGUUACAGAGCAAGAACCAUGGAGCUCAACAGGGUGCUGUACAUGUACGCCGGCACCGUGGCGCUACUGCUCUGCUCCGCGGUGAACUUCAUCCAGAGCCCCUCCGACGUGUUCGGCCCCGUGGCGCUCCUGGAGCCGACACCCUCCGCGGCGCGCGACUUCGGCGCCGUGGUCUCCGAGGCUCCCAUCGCGGUGAUGCAGCCCGGGUCCCCCGCCGACAUCGCGCGGCUCCUGGGCGCGCUGUCGUCGUCGUCGGGGCCGAGGGUGGCGGCGCGCGGCGCGGGGCACUCGCUCCACGGGCAGGCCCAGGCGCGCGGCGGCAUUGUGGUGGAGACCCGCGCCCUGCCGCGCCUCGUGGAGGUGGUGCGGCGCGGGGACAGCGACGGGGACGGGGACGGCGGCUACGCGGACGUGGGCGGCGGCGCGCUGUGGGUGGAGGUGCUGGAGGCGUGCCUGAGGGCCGGGCUGGCGCCCCGGUCGUGGACGGACUACCUGUACCUGACUGUGGGCGGGACGCUGUCGAACGGCGGCAUCAGCGGGCAGGCGUUCAAGCACGGCCCGCAGAUCAGCAACGUGCUGCAGCUGGAGGUGGUCACCGGUACGCCCGGAGGCCUCGCUGCGCGCAUGCGCCAUCUGCCGCGCGCCAAAUCAUCCCUGUCUCUCUUUUUUUUUCCCUCCCCUCCAUGUCCCUUCCUUUUCUCUGCCGGGGCUUUGUUUCUUUGCUGUUUUGUUUAUGUGUUGCUUGUCGUCCCGUCGGUUGCAGGCACAGGGGAGGUGGUGACAUGCUCACCCACCCAGAGCCCGGAGCUUUUCUUCGCCGUUCUUGGUGGCCUCGGCCAGUUCGGUGUCAUAACCAGGGCAAGGAUCCCGCUGCAACUUGCUCCGCCCAAGGUGAGAUGGGUGAGGGCCUUCUACGACAGCUUCGAGACGUUCACCAAGGACCAGGAGCUUCUGGUCUCAAUGCCGGAGCUGGUGGACUACGUGGAGGGGUUCAUGGUCCUGAACGAGCAGUCCCUCCACAGCUCCUCCGUCGCCUUCCCGGCCCCGGUCAACUUCACCCCGGACUUCGGCUCCGACGCCGGCAGCAGCAGCAGCAACAAGGUCGUCUACUACUGCAUCGAGUACGCGGUGCAUGACUUCCAACAGCAAGACUCCGCCGCCGCCACUGCUGAUCAUGUUGUGGACCUGGUCUCGGGGAAGCUGAGCUAUCUGAGGCCCCACGCGUACAGCGUGGAGGUGGCCUACUGGGAUUUCCUCAACAGGGUGCGGGUGGAGGAGGAGAGCCUCAGGAGCCGGGGACUCUGGGACGUGCCGCACCCCUGGCUCAACCUCUUCGUGCCCAGCCAUGGCGCCGCGCGCUUCAAGGACAUGCUCAUGGACACCGUCACGCAGGGAGACUUCGAGGGGCCCGUCCUCGUCUACCCCCUCCUCACUGACAGGUGGGACGGCAACAUGUCGGCGGUGGUUCCGGCGUCGCCGGACGGGGUGGUGUACGUCUUCAGCGUGCUCCGGUCGACGGACCCGGCGCGGUGCGGCGGCGCCUGCGUGGAGGGCAUCCUGGAGCAGCACCGCCGGGUGGCCGACGAGGCCUGCCGCCGCCUCGGCGCCAAGCAGUACCUGGCCAGGCAGCCGUCGCGGGCGCACUGGCGGGAUCACUUCGGGCCGGCGGCCUGGGACCGGUUCGUGGCCCGGAAGGCCCGCUUCGACCCCAUGCACGUGCUUGGGCCGGGCCAGGGGAUUUUCUCGUGGGCCGACGACUCCGCGAGCUCGUUGUGACGGUGGUGGUGGUGGUGGGCUUUUGGUCCACUCACGAACUUAGCAGCUAGCGGUGGAAGUAGUAGCUAGGCUGAUGAGUAGUUGAUGAUGCUAGUUUAGAUGAGAUUGUCAUAUUGUUCAUUCAGGUGGAGUUCCUAUUUAGGUUCCUAGGUACUUUGUUGGCAGGAGGCUCAAGGUUUAAUGUUCAUUCUUUUUUUGCUACUUAUUUUUGUGCUGUGUUUAGCUGAUUAGUGGCCUCGGAUCCUAAAAGUAGUUGUUUGGCGAGAACAAAGAAUUCCUCCGCUGGUUUUGUUCCAUUUCGAUCAUUGGAAUGACCAUCGGUUUUCUGCAUGCCA